GGAGCAGGAAAAAAACAUCCUAUUUGUUGCAAGCAUAUAUGCUUAGUCCAAUCAUGCAUGUGAAAACAUGGCUGCCUGGAACGUAUGCGGGAACACAAAAGCGAUCUUGGAGAAGGACGCUCGAACCAAGAAGAGAAGCGACGAGAAGAACAAAUUUUACUGCAGCGACUGAUCUUCUAUUGAUUUGGCUUUGAAAUGGGAGGCAAAAGCGAACUGCGUCCUGGGCCUUUUCGGCUGGAGCGUCCCCAUAAUUCCUCAUGCUUCAAGAGAGCAUGCCACGUUGUAUUUGCUACUGCAGCCGUUGGUUUUGUAUUCCUUCAGGUGUCCAGGUCGUUUUUCAGAGCUGGAGUGAGUGGAGAAUGUCCUCAAAGCGGCUCUGAUAUUGAUUGUCAACAGACGCCUUUACCAACGGGAAUUGAUACCGAGAGGAAGUAUUGCCCAAGCCUGAGCGAGCGCUCGGAGACUUAUGAGUUCAAAAACCUGACAAGCUUUUCUCUUCUGGAAGGGUUUGGCUUGUUCGCCAACGAUGCUCCGUGGGAUUCGAAUGUGAAUGGCAGCAUUUUCUUUCGCCCUGGCAAAGCCGAUCAAAGUGCUGACAUUCGGGUCGACAUUUCUCUCAACUCGUCGUCUGAAUCCAUCAUCCAGAAGACACAGAUUGAACAGCUUGAGGAGUCAUUGCUCGUCACAUUUCCUGCUAAGGCAAACGAUAGUUCAGCUCCAAAUCGUUGGUGCCUCGACUUCGUCAUUGAUGUCUUCGUUCGACCAGGUACAGAACUGCAACAUCUUGGCUUAGACGCCUCGGUAAGUCAAGUAUUGGUACAAGAAGGCAUUGACCUCAGGGUCGUGCAAACAUCGAUAUCAGUAACGUUCGGAACAUUGAGAGUAGAGGCGCCUUUCCAAUCUUCGCAUACCUCAAUUCAUAUGCGCUACGGCUCUGUAUUUGGAAACUACACCGUAGAAGACUCACUCAACAUCCGCACCAAUUUUGGUGCUGUCGUCGCAUCAAUAGCCCCUAUCAGCGCCAUGUCAAGGACCGACGUGCCCAGCAUUUUGGACAUAACCUCCGAGAGCGGGUUGAUACAUGUAGAAUACCCGUAUGCCGGAUUUGGACAUAUAUUUGAGCGUCCGUAUUUCACUACGAUAGCGACUGAAACGGGAUCUGUCCGAGGCCGCUACCUACUGGGAGCAGAAACGUCGAUCAAGUCAAGCAGUGGUAGUAUCGAUGCGGAUAUUCUUCCUUACCUGGUAACUAAUUUUUCAACACUCAUAACGAACAGCACCCUCGGCAGUCAACAUUUUCGCUUGGUAAUUCCUGAAAAAAGCCACAUUACCUCAAUCGGCAACCUCAGAAGCACACAUGUGACGACUGCAGGGCAAUUAAGAAUGCAGUAUCCUGAACAGUGGGAAGGGAGCUUGUACGGAGAAACAACGGUUGGCAGUAUCAGGGUCGAAGGCAAGCUUGAUCAUAUCAAGGAAGGCUCGAAAGGAGUAGUUGGUCGAUGGGUGAAGGCUCUUAAAGGUCAGGGUGGGAGCAACAUGACUUUUCGAACGACAUUCGGUCGCGCGUAUCUCUCUUUUGGAAGUACAUGACCCCCGUCAUCCUUCCUGACAGGUCAUUCUCUGGUUGCCAUUUGAAGUCACCAGUUAUACUCGCGCGAGAGCUCUCUAGCUCUAAAAGCAAGUGGCGACGAUUGCAACGCGCGC
Messenger RNA from Verruconis gallopava, 1704 nucleotides. RefSeq lists its product as uncharacterized. The transcript has a single exon. The record is from RefSeq and is a predicted model, not a curated record. Lineage: Eukaryota; Fungi; Ascomycota; Dothideomycetes; Venturiales; Sympoventuriaceae. The coding region runs from base 196 to 1590 and encodes 464 amino acids.